Molecule: messenger RNA, 2394 nt
Organism: Trachemys scripta elegans
Lineage: Eukaryota; Metazoa; Chordata; Testudines; Emydidae
Exons: 14
Coding region: 348-1772 (474 amino acids)
Biological process (GO): neuron differentiation; regulation of transcription by RNA polymerase II; cell development
Cellular component (GO): nucleus
Molecular function (GO): RNA polymerase II cis-regulatory region sequence-specific DNA binding; DNA-binding transcription factor activity, RNA polymerase II-specific; protein binding
Source: RefSeq, a predicted model, not a curated record
GCCGCCCGCCCCCAGCCCCUAGGCUGCGCCUGCCCGGUUCUCGCGCUCUGGGCGCAGUCUGUCCCGCGCGCAGCGCUCCGGGAGUGUCCCGGGGCUGCCCCCAGCCCGGCCGGUCGCCGGGGGCUCUGGGAGCCGGGCCGGGCCGAACCCGGCGGCUGUACUCGAGCGGGGCUCGGGGCUCGAUACCCGGGAGGGGCCGCUCCGCUCCGGGGCGCAGCGUCCUGGGCUGGCCCGUGCGCUCCGGGCCCCACCCGCCGCAGUGCCCGGCCCAGCGCGGAGCGCAGCUGCUGGAGCAGCGCCGGCCCCGCUCGGGGACCCCGCUCCCAGCUCAGCCCCACGAGGCCUUCAUGGAGCUUGGGAAGAAGCUAGCCUUGGUCCGGCAGGGGGAGGGCGAGAAGUACGUGGUGCUGAAGCGACGCUCCCAGGAAGCAGCGCCUGGCCCGCCGGCCGGCAUGGCCCUGUGGGAGGGCCCGCGGGCAGGGCCAGAGGAAGAGGCUGCAUUGCCCCACAUCCUGGUCACUGACUUCAGUGCUUCGAGCACUGCAGCCUGGGGCAGCCUCGAGGGGGUCCCUGCUACAGCCCCCGACCCACAGCCGGAGUCCGAGCCCCCAAGAGCGGCAGAGGAGGAUGCAGAGAGCGUCUCCAAGCCGGAGUCGGAGCAGGACGCCUCCGAAGAUGGAGGGAGCAGCCUGGGCUCCAGCUCUGUGGCGCUGGACCCUGUGGAGAAGGAGUGGCUGCAAGGGGCGGCCAGCGGGCACCUGCUCACCCUGAGUCACCUGCUCAAACAGGAGCCGUCCCUGGCCACCAGGAAGGACUUCACCUCGGGGUUUACAGCGCUGCACUGGGCGGCCAAGCACGGCAAGGAGGACUUGGUCUCGCUGCUAGUGGCUGCAGGAGCCGAUGUGAACACGCGCUCGCUCCCCAUGCUCGGACCCAGCACGGCGGCUACACCCCACUACACAUUGCUGCUCUGCAUGGACACCGCCAGGUCAUGGACCUGCUCGUCCGCAGCUACGGUGCCAAGCAGAACGUGCGGGAUCACAGUGGGCACCUGGCCAGACACUACCUGGGAGCAGAGAAGCCGCUGGACAGAGCCGCCACGCUGCCCCGUGACGGCUGCUUACAACCUCCAGCCCCUGCUCCUGCCCGGCCCCGUGCUGUGUGCCCCCUGCUUCGGCCAGGGCCUGCCCGCGGAGCUGUCCCGAGCCAGGGCGGCCACCUCCCGGGAGAGCACCAGCGCCCUGAAGGCCUGGCUGGGCCAGCACUUGAGGAACCCCUACCCCAGCAAGGGCGAGAAGGUCAUGCUGGCCAUCAUCAGCAAGAUGAGCCUCCCCCAGGUCUCCACGUGGUUCGCCAACGCCCGCCGGCGCCUCAGGAAGGAGAAGCGUCUGCGUCGGGCCCCCCGCAGCAAGUGGGACAGAGAUGCCAGCGAGGGCGAGGCGGAGUGCGAGCAACAGCAGGGCGAGGGGCCGGGUGGCAGCCCCAAGGGGGUCAGCCCUGGCCCCUGUCUGGAGUCAGAGCACCAGCGGCCAAGCCCCAAGCCCAACGCUGCUGGGCUGACACCGGAGACGCAGCCCCAGCAGCCCAAGCGCUGGUGUCUGGCUGAGACCGCGACAUGCACCCGGCAGGAGCAGAGCUCCUGCCUGCGGCUGGAGGUGGCACCCCCCGGCUGGGGCCUUGGGGCGCCAGGGGGAGCCACGUACGUCCUACCCCCACAGCUCAGCCUGGCCCUUCCCUGGCGCACCGAGAGCCACCGGACGCCCCCACUGUGACGGCAGGGCCCAGGCAGCAACCGGCCUGGGACUCACAGCGGGGAGCGGGGGGCUCUGCCCACGGGGACCCAGGCUGUGCAGAGGCCCUCCCAGGUGUUCAGCGGUGCAAGAGGCGGGGGGGGCUGUAGAUUUGGGGGAGGCUCUAGGGUAAAGAGUGAGUCUGUGGGGCAACAAGGGCCUGGGGGCUGGUUCCUUGCGUGGCUCCCAGAAGCCAAUAAAAUAUGUCGGGGGAGGGGGAGCCAGGAGGGGGCUGGAGGUUGGGGAGGGGGAGGCCAGGGGGCUAGAGCCUGCGGCUCGGGACGGUGGGGGAGGCCAGGCGGAGUGGGUUUGAAUGGGGCCCAGACCCCAGCCCAGGCAAGGUCGCUCCCAUUGGGCUGUUGCCAGGGUUGUCACCAGCCCCACAGGAUGGCAAGCGACAGGGCCAAGAGGGGCAGUGGGGCCAGCCCCACGUGCUCAGGCCAGAAGUCUGCACUUCAGUCACACUGUCCCUAACCUGGUGUCCCCCCAGCGCUCCCCUCGGGGGGCUCAGCGCCUAGCUGGGGGCCUGGGGCGGUGCCCACACAGCCGGGGCACUUGGGCUUUGCCGUGGUCUGUCUAAUAAAGCUGAAUAAGCAACUCGACA